CCACUUUGUUAUUGACCUUAAGCAUGUGUUUAUGUUGAAUGUAUGUAAAGUUUUCAAAUUUCAUACCAGGAGUUAUGUCUCUCAGUAAAUUAUUUAUUCAUCCAAAUUUCUCAGUUAUUCAUAAUUUUCAUCAGGUGUAUGUGCGGAGUAAUAGCCAGCUUGUAAUAAAGUUGUCAAGUGCAGUUAAAGUUCCUAUACAUAGGUCAUCAAAAUAUUUAACUAGCCGGCAGUAUUCUACAGUUUUCCAUUCAAGAGGUUUAAAUAGUAUCGAUUGUGCUUUAAGACCUGUUUCAUCAUCGUUAAAUUUUGUUUCAUACCUGUCAACAAAUGGACAAGAUGAAAAACUUACAGUUGUCAUUACUAAUCCUUCUCAUGGACAUACCAUCAAGUCAGAUAUUCCAGCAAAUUCGAGCCCUUCAAUACUCGACGAAGUAAAAAGUUCAGGUUUAGAAUCAUCUGCAAACAUCUCUGAUCUAGGUGUGACAUUAACUGAUGAGCUUCAAGGUGUUGCAGAAGUGGUUGAACCAACUUUAGCCAGUUUAGGCCUUGCACAUUGGACACCAGUGGGUUUAAUUCAAAUGCUUUUAGAGUACUUACAUGUGGGGAUGCAUAUGCCAUGGUGGAUGGCAAUUGCACUGUCUACAGUUAUAGCUAGGAUACUGCUGCUUCCCAUAUUAAUUAAAACACAAAGAAAUGCAAUUAAUAUGAGCAAUUACCUGCCACAGCUUCAGUUUCUGCAAGCUAAAUUUGGAGAAGCGAGAAGAACAGGAAAUGCAGUGGAAGCUUCCAGAUAUGCUUCUGAGAUAAUGGUAUUUAUGAAAGAACAUAAUAUCAGUCCUAUAAAAAAUGCUCUCCUUCCCAUGUCACAGGCUCCUGUCUUUAUAUCAUUCUUUUUGGGUUUGAGAGCGAUGGCAAAAGUGCCUGUAGAAAGUAUGAAGUAUGGUGGCAUUGGCUGGGCUACUGAUUUGACAAUUCCAGAUCCAUAUUACAUUUUACCAGCCAUUGCAUGUGGUACUCUGUAUGUUGUACUGAAGAUUGGAGCAGAAUCUGGUAUCAAACUUGAAAAUAUGAAAAUGGCAGGGUAUUUUCUUCGAGCAUUGCCCAUUAUUGCUUUUCCUUUCUGCAUGAAUUUUCCAUCGGCUGUGCUAUAUUAUUGGUGUACAACUAAUUUCUGCACACUGGCAAUUGUAUCUGUCUUAAAGCUGCAGCCUGUUCGUCAAUAUUUUAAGUUGCCUACACAGCAGCCAAUUGAUCCAAAAUUCCAAUUACCCAAAAAGAGUUUUGUUGGUGGAAUAAAAGAAGCAUACGAAGAUCAAAAAAUAUUAGCUGCUGUAGAAGACAGGAGAAGAAUGGAUGAAAUUAGAUUUCAGAAGUAUGGUACAGGACCUAUACCUAGGACUUAUUCAUAUGAUCCCACUAAACCCAGACCUGCAAAUAUUGCUGCAAAACAGAAAGCAUUGUAAAUUUCAUGUAAAUAUAGUGUACAUUAAAAUCAGAGUUUGAUAUUAGAAAAUUUUUGUGAUUGUAUUUUAGAGUGUCUUUUUACCUUGUAAAAAAAUGCUUUUCCUUCCUUCAGUCCAACUUAAAAGUUGACAAUAAUAAAGAAAAUUUGUGUGCUAAA
Stegodyphus dumicola is the source of this 1621-nucleotide messenger RNA. RefSeq names its product OXA1L mitochondrial inner membrane protein (gene OXA1L). Gene Ontology annotation, biological process: protein insertion into mitochondrial inner membrane from matrix. Gene Ontology annotation, cellular component: mitochondrial inner membrane. Gene Ontology annotation, molecular function: membrane insertase activity. The record is from RefSeq and is a predicted model, not a curated record. NCBI's taxonomy places the organism in Eukaryota, Metazoa, Arthropoda, Arachnida, Araneae, Eresidae.